Messenger RNA from Hemibagrus wyckioides, 4145 nucleotides. Its product is annotated as solute carrier family 12 member 2-like. Gene Ontology annotation, molecular function: sodium:potassium:chloride symporter activity; ammonium channel activity. The record is from RefSeq and is a predicted model, not a curated record. Bases 203 to 3541 code for a protein of 1112 amino acids. The transcript is spliced from 26 exons. NCBI's taxonomy places the organism in Eukaryota, Metazoa, Chordata, Actinopteri, Siluriformes, Bagridae. Gene Ontology annotation, cellular component: membrane. Gene Ontology annotation, biological process: potassium ion homeostasis; sodium ion transmembrane transport; chloride ion homeostasis.
GAAAUGUUCACUUUGAAGUAGUUUGUUCUCAGUCUGGAGAGGAGCGCCAGCUUGAUGAGUCACGAGCUCAUGAAUUACGUCCUUCGCAGCGUGUGGAUGCGCGCGCGUGUGAACGCGUUCCACCGAAUCCCAGCGUUUAGGUCAUUCAGCACAGCGUGCGCCAGGAGUAGCCACCAGUGGCAUCUAAUUCCACUGCUUCACCAUGUCAGAUCCACCAUCAUCACCUCCAUCAGGCCAGAAACCAACUCUGAAAUCCACUAGCACGACUUCGAGCCGGUUUCAGGUGGAUCGCGUAGCAGAGGCGGCUGCUGCUGCGAGUGGAGCACCAAAAACUCCGCCAGCAUCGAGAUCUGGUAAAACAGCGGAGGGGUCGACUGGAACUGGGGAAGAGGCCAAAGGUCGAUUUCGCGUUGUGAACUUUUUGGAUCCAUCAGGCACUCCUGCAGAUGGAGCAUCAGAAGUGCCGUUUGAUGGCGACACGGUGCGCAGCGAAGCCAGUUUGCACUCCUCUACAGGUGGUCUUAGCCAUUUUUCUGACACACACUCCAGCACGUAUUAUCUGCGAACCUUCGGCCAUAACACCAUCGAUGCGGUACCAAAUAUUGAUUUCUACCGGCAAACGGAGGCGCCUCUGGGAGAGAAACUUAUUCGGCCAUCGCUAUCCGAACUUCAUGAUGAGCUUGAUAAAGAACCCUUUGAGGAUGGCUUAGCAAAUGGGGAAGAGCCAGCAGCUGCAGAUGAGGCUGCAUUAAAGGAUGUGCCUGAGUCCAAAGGGGGCACAGUGAAGUUUGGUUGGAUAAAGGGUGUCCUCGUACGAUGUAUGCUGAACAUCUGGGGAGUGAUGCUCUUCAUUCGUAUGUCAUGGAUUGUUGGCCAAGCUGGCAUAGCUUUGUCCUGUGCUAUCAUUUUAAUGGCGGUUUUGGUGACUACUAUCACUGGUCUUUCCACUUCAGCAAUAGCCACCAAUGGCUUUGUGCGAGGAGGUGGGGCAUAUUACCUGAUAUCUAGGAGUUUGGGUCCAGAGUUUGGUGGAUCUAUUGGCCUCAUUUUUGCCUUUGCAAAUGCUGUUGCUGUUGCCAUGUACGUUGUGGGUUUUGCUGAAACUGUGGUAGAGCUCCUUGGUAGUGUAGAUGCUCUCAUAACAGAUGAGAUCAAUGACAUCCGUAUAGUUGGCACCCUUACCAUCAUCUUGCUGCUUGGUAUAUCUAUGGCAGGAAUGGAAUGGGAGGCUAAGGCCCAGAUUGUGCUGUUGAUAAUUCUUGUGGCAGCAGUGUUUAACUACUUCAUCGGUUCAUUCAUCCCAAUGGAAUCAAAAGAGCCCAAAGGCUUCUUUGGUUAUAACGCUGCAAUUAUGAUGGAGAACAUGGGUCCAGAUUUCAGAGAUGAGGAAACAUUUUUCUCUGUUUUUGCCAUCUUCUUUCCUGCUGCAACUGGCAUAUUAGCAGGAGCUAAUAUCUCAGGGGACCUAUUAGAUCCACAAUCUGCUAUUCCAAAGGGAACUUUACUGGCUAUUCUCAUUACUGGGAUUGUGUAUGUUGCAAUUGCUGUGUCUAAUGGAUCUUGUAUUGUACGGGAGGCAACAGGUGAUGCUAAUGACACCAUCAUAGGCUCUCUCGAGAACUGCACAGAUGCAGCUUGUACACUUGGUUAUGACUUCUCCAUUUGCAAGGAAGGGGGCUGCAAGUAUGGGUUACAGAAUGAUUUCCAGGUCAUGAGUUUGGUGUCUGCUUUUGGACCACUUAUCACUGCUGGAAUCUUCUCUGCAACUCUCUCAUCUGCUCUUGCAUCUUUAGUCAGCGCUCCAAAAGUGUUUCAGGCUUUGUGUAAGGAUAACAUUUACCCAGGCUUACGGGUUUUUGCUAAAGGCUAUGGCAAGAACAAUGAACCUCUGCGUGGCUAUGUCUUAACUUUCAUCAUUGGUCUGGCUUUUAUACUAAUUGCUGAGCUAAAUGUUAUCGCUCCCAUCAUUUCCAACUUUUUCUUGGCCUCUUAUGCCUUGAUCAAUUUCUCUGUCUUCCAUGCAUCUUUGGCUAACUCCCCAGGAUGGCGUCCGAGUUUUAAAUACUACAAUAAGUGGGUAUCACUGGCGGGAGCUGUGCUGUGCUGUGUGGUUAUGUUUGUAAUCAACUGGUGGGCUGCCCUCCUUACCAAUGUCAUUGUCCUGGCACUCUAUAUUUAUGUCAGCUACAAGAAACCAGAUGUAAACUGGGGCUCUUCCACACAAGCUCUCAUGUACAACCAGGCACUGUCACACUGUCUGCAUCUCACUGGUGUAGAGGACCAUAUCAAGAACUUCAGACCUCAGUGUCUUGUAAUGAUUGGUGCUCCAAAUGCAAGACCAGCACUACUUCAUCUAGUACAUGCUUUCACAAAAAACAUGGGGCUAAUGGUCUGUGGCCAUGUUCGUAUGGCUUCCCGAAGACCAAACUAUAAGGACAUAAUGAAUGACCAAGUGCGUUAUCAACGCUGGCUUCUUAAGAAACGGAUCAAGGCUUUUUAUACUCCGGUGUUUGCUGAGGACCUCAGACAAGGAGCCCAAUAUCUGUUACAAGCUUCUGGUUUGGGUCGUCUAAAACCAAACACAUUGAUACUUGGAUUUAAAAACAACUGGAGGGAUGGUGAAAUGAAAGAUGUAGAAAUAUAUAUCAACACAAUUCACGAUGCUUUUGACCUACAGUAUGGUGUGGUCAUCUUAAGGCUAAAGGAGGGUUUAGACAUUUCCCAUAUUCAAGGCCAAGAUGAAUUUCUGUCUUCAACUGAGAAAGCUCCAGGGAUGAAAGAGCUGUUGGUGGCUAUUAACAUUGGAAAAGAUACAGAUGAUUCCUUGAAACCAUCAUCUAAGAUCACCAGUGGUCAAAGCAGUCCACUCAUUAUCAGAGACACCAAGAGUCCUCCAGUGCAGCUUAGCAUUGCAGAUGAAAAGCUGCUGGCAGCUAGUCAGCAGUUCAAAAAGAAACAGUGCAAGGGCACCAUUGAUGUUUGGUGGUUGUUCGAUGAUGGAGGUCUGACACUGCUGAUACCAUAUUUGCUAACUAACAAGAAAAAAUGGAAGGAUUGCAAGAUUCGUGUCUUCAUUGGUGGAAAGAUAAACAGGAUUGAUCAUGACCGCAGAGCAAUGGCUACAUUACUGAGCAAGUUCAGGAUUGACUUCUCUGACAUUAAUGUACUUGGAGAUAUCAACAUAAAGCCACAGAAACACAAUAAAGAAAAAUUUAUGGAGAUGAUUGAGCCUUACAGACUGAAGGAGGAAGAUAUGGAGCAGGAGGAUGCUGAGAGGUUGAAGGCUGAGGAACCGUGGAGGAUUACUGAUAAUGAACUGGAAUUGUACAAGGCCAAGACAAAUCGUCAAAUAAGACUGAAUGAAUUGCUAAAGGAGCACUCAAGCAUAGCAAACCUCAUUGUCAUGAGCAUGCCACUUGCCAGGAAAGGAACUGUCUCUAGUGCCCUGUACAUGUGCUGGCUGGAAACCCUGUCUAAUGGUCUUCCACCAAUUCUGCUUGUAAGAGGAAACCAUCAAAGUGUCCUUACUUUCUACUCAUAAAAUGCAGACAUGCCAUUUUACAUAGAGAGGACACCAUCACAAUCAGUACAGUGUUGGUAUGGUGGAUGCUGACUAUGUCCAGUGUUGCAAAAUCUUUCUCCAUUUUUACAUUGAAAAUGUGUAGCCAGUUCAACAAACAUGUAUGCUAUAUGGAGUGUUUUUUUUUGUUUGUUUUUGUUCUUUGGUGGCAUAUGAAAUGUUUUUUUGAUAAGAGCUGAUCAGUAUGCUGUCUUGCAGCAAUUUUAAGACCUAGACUGGCAUGAGAGUACUACAAAGGAAAUGUUUUGACACUGAUGGAGUUUUGAACAUAAAAUAUUUGCUAUUAUUUGUUUAUACUCUCUCCAGGAUGGUAAGUAGAAAAUAGCCUGCAUUCAUGUAAUAAUUUGUUUCAUUCUAUUCCUACAUUAAUGGUUUUCACACAAUUCCUCAUACCUACAAUGUCACUUGACAGUAAGCUGACAGUUAUAACAGAUUUACCCAGUUUGUACUUAUUAGGCAUAACAAAUAUCUACAUGGUUGUUUUCCAAGACAAAGUACUGCUGAAUGGAUAUUGUUUUGUAUUUGCAACACUGAACUGAUUAAAUAAUUGUGUUUAUUUUAACAA